Molecule: messenger RNA, 23691 nt
Organism: Coregonus sp. 'balchen'
Lineage: Eukaryota; Metazoa; Chordata; Actinopteri; Salmoniformes; Salmonidae
Source: the annotation of a GenBank genome assembly
AUGGAAGCGGAGGGCUUUGGAGAGCUCCUGCAGCAGGCAGAGCAGCUUGCAGCGGAGACUGAGGCCGUGUCUGAGCUUCCCCAUGUUGAGAGGAACCUUCAGGAGAUCCAGCAGGCUGGAGAGAGGCUACGCUCCCGCACCCUAACUCGAACAUCACAAGACGCUGCUGACGUAAAAGCGUAAGUUCUCUCUUUUGUAUCAGUCGCUGAUAUUUUCUUAUUGAGCACUGUUACAUGCACACAAUAAUUAUUGUGGAUAGUCAGGUUAAUAUAAUAGUUUGUUUAAAACCUUUACAUGCUUUGGAAGAAGAACGAUUUCUCUAAUAAUCCUGUUUACAUGGACACAUCUGAAAUCAGGCUACUAAUGGGACUUUUGAUAAAUGCAGAACAUCGCCAAUCAAAAUAACCAUUCUACCACAGUGACCAUGUUAUUUUUGUGAAGACUAUUUGAUUCUGAGUUCGGACAUAUAAAGUUUCUAUUUGAACUAUUUCUAAUUUGCAUAAUUUCAGUUUUUCCGAACACACUUCAAUCGUGCAUAAGAGGGAAGCUUGCACUACCUGGUGCUAGCACGUGCGCAGAUCAAAUACACCACUGGAACGCAGAUUAAACUGUUUUAUUAAACUGCCUAUUUAAGAUAAGCAGAGUAAGGCGUUUACAUGACUAAUGCCAUACUCUGCCAUAAUCAGUUUAAUAUCCAAUUAUUAGUGUGCAUGUAAACGUAUUCAUUGUAGAGAUGAUCCUCAUAUUCUGUGAUAUGAUUUAAAAUGAGAUAUGAAGUGUAGGCCAUUUCCCUUUUCUAAUAAACGUCUCUUUAUUAUUUUAUGAUUUUCCCUGUCAUGAAUGAGGCUGAGGGUGGUAAGAUUUUGACGUUACCUGCACAAAGCUCGUCAUUAUGACUGGCUAUUAUUCAGAUGACAAUACAUAUGACUGCUAAUAGGCUACUUGCAAUUACAUGAUCUUGUCACGAUUGUGUGUGAUAGUGGGCAGAUGUUUCAUCUUACCUUGUCAUCUGUAUUUGUACUCUGGGACAUUAAGUUUAUGGGAGCGAUCUUGUUAUGUUAGAGAUGUGUAGCUCUGUGUUAUGUUCUGCAUUGCAUUCAACUUACUUCAUGCCCUCUAGAGCAGGGGUUCUCAAGUGCUAUUUGAGAAGGUCCGGUCACACAAAUGUCCUAGGUGGUGAAGGUUCGGAUGGAAAUCGUGAUUUAUCGGCGUAGUAACUAACCCUAACCUCGCAACCAAUGUGACCCCUAACUGUUCACACCUCUCUUGUUGGCGGAGAGAAAAUUUAGCAGUUUUAAAGCUAAUUUCCUGCAAUUCUACACAUUUUGCAUGGGGCAAAUAAUUAUUUGGCCUUUUUAAAGCUAAUUUCCUGCAAUUCUACAAAUCUUUCUAUGUCUUAUGUGUGUUUAUAAGAAACCAGGGUUCGAAGCCCAACCAGACCUCGGUUUGCCAGUUGAGGAUGGGGACGCUAGAGGAAAGUCUACUAAACAAAUGUAAUUAGCUGUUUCCUCUGUUCCCUGUAGCUCCAUCCUCCUGGGUUCCAGAGGCCUGGACAUCUUCCACAUCUCCCAGCGUCUGGAGAGCCUGAGUGCUGCCACCACCUUUGAACCUCUGGAGCCAGUGAAGGACACUGACAUCCAGGUAUUCACACUCUCUCUUUACGAGUGUGGGGCUGUUUGAGCUUUUGGGCUACUUUUUCAUCCACACCUGUCCUGUUGUAUGUCAGGACCUUCUCUUUUACAUUUUUCAGAGGCAAGGGCAGCCGGGCAGGUGAUGGUAAUUAAUGGUUUUUAGAUUAUGCUUUUAGUCAAACUGGCGAAUUCGUAUCUGGUUCUAUUAAUGUUACAGCUAAGGUUUACUGUGUAAUGAUUUUUAUGCUAAUAAGCAAAAGGCUGAUGGAUUCUGUUGGAGGAUCAUUGCAGUCUCUUGCUGGUGGUAGGAUUAGAAAUGUUUUGUGUCUAGGGAAAUAUGUCUGACACAUGAUGUGGAAAGUGUCCAAAUAUCUACUCAUCGUUCUGUAGCCUAUAUCAAACCCACUGCCUGAAAUGCAUUCACAAAAGUUAACCCAACGUCCUUUACAUUUAUUUGAAUUAUCUUUGGUAGAUGUCUAUUUGAUUCACAUUGGGGGUGGUGUAGGGUUGUAAAAUUCCAGUAACUUUGCCAAAAUUCCCAGGUUUUCCAGAAAUCCUGGUUGGAAGAUUCCAAAUUUUCCCUUCUGAUUCCGUUAAUCCUUCAACAGGGAUUUCUGGAAAACCUGGGAAUUUUGAUACCAUCAGAAUUGGAAAAAUUGCUCUGCCUCAACUGAUUAAAAAUUCAUUAAAUAGAGCCUAAAUAAGAUUUAUAACUACCAGGGCUAAAAUCUGAGAACAUUUUCAGUAGGAAUGAUGGUAUUCCAAAUUGCGGAUUAAGAUAGUUAUUGCUUACUACCGUCUGUCACAUGAAUUUGGGCUCUAAGCCCUCAGACUCAUGACUAGCGAUAUGUAAAAAAAUAACAUGGACAAAUAUUUGUGGACAUUUUCAUAAUAAUCAGGGGUCAGCAACAACUGUAUUUUUACUGGUUUCAUAUUACGGAAUUACCCAUUGAUAUAAAGUGGUGCUGUAAUCUGUUCAGAACCAAAAUAGAUACAUUGCAUUUUAGUGUGUUUCAAACCCUGUCCAGUGUUCACUCAUGAUAUGUGGCUGUUUUAGAAAAGGCACUAUGGAGAUAUUUUCUGUUGUCUACACUGGCUUUUUCCUAUUCUCCAUGUGUGCUGUGGAAUUACAGCUGGGCUGAUUUGACCUGCUUUUCUAUGGAAGUCAAUAAAAUGUGAUGCCUGCUAAUUAGUUAAUGGUAGCACUUUGUGUUACAUCAACGGAUGAUGUUUACAAAUCUGAAGCUAUUUAGUGGGAACAGUCUGAACUGUCUCAGAUGAGGAAGAGAAGAUGAGUGGAAGAAGCUCCAGUCAGUAUACAGUAUGUUGAAAUAUAAUAAGAAAAAUAUGUUUAGCAGCAAUACUAUACAGUUAUUCCAUUGUGUUAGUGGCCUUCAGACUGUAGGGCCGGGACGAUACUAGUAUCGCAAAAUUUUUUCCAUGGCAAACAUGAAAACACGAAGCAGACUAAACUCUUUGGUCCUUUGAAAACCUGCUUUAUGUAAAAUAUUGUGUGCUAUAGCUUGGGAAAUAAAUAAAUGUGACUGGAUGACAACAUAAUGAUGUUUGUUUCCAGCAGUAGGGCUGUUUUCCUAAAGAAGUUAAAUCUGCUUUGUGUACUGUUUCCUUGCCACGAUACUAACGAGUAUCGCGAUACUGCUAUCGUCCCGGCCCUAGAAGGCUACCAUCCACUGGCCACUCCCAGACCGUCAAACUUUAACAUACAAUGUUCUCUUUUGCUCUUAAUUGGGUAAAUAUUUAUAUUAGCAGUGAUCUUAAUAUUGUUGCAAAAUGUAGAAGAGGUGGGGGGGGGGGGCAGCAGAUACUCAGGGAAUGAGUGGGGUGGGGUGUUGAUCUCCUCAUUUUCUGAUGACCCCAGUGCUCCCUCUCCCACCCAUAAUCCUCAACCUGACAUGUGGUGGGCUGGCCGGAUGGAGCCUUAGUUUUACUGGAUGUGCACUUAGCCUCUUCGCAGGAUUUAAUCAGGCCCUUUUAGCUGGACUCAGUUGAGUGCUUGGGCCAGACACAGUGGGAAGUGGCUGGCCUUCUACUGUACUGUACUCCCUAUCCACUAUGCAUAGUUGCAUUUCUGUCUAUUUUUCACAUGAUAGUUUUCAUAGGCAAUUAAUGGAACAUAUGUUUUAGAAACGUGUGACCUUGUUCUAUAAAGCCACAUUUACUCUCACAUUACUGGUGGCUCAUGUGUUAACCUCAAGGGCAAUGAGCCUCUAGUUGAGUCAAGGUACAGAAAAGCUAUUAGAUUGUCCACCAGUUUGAGAACAAUCAAUGAAAUUUACUUUUCUCAAGUAGCCUAUGUUACAAUACAAACGGUGUGUGUUCCUUGAUAGACUACAUAGCAAUCUUGCAUACCUAGCCUAUGUAUUGCCACCCUUUGAGGUAUUCAUUGAUCACGACAAUUAGGCCAGGAAAUGAUACUUGUAUGUAUUGUGUGAGGUGGUACUGGUUGGCAUUCUCCCCAUUGUCUGCACUGCAUUCAUGGCUUGGUCUUUUCAGUAGCCUAGGUACUGGUAAUAAUAUUGUGUGGUAUUCUUUACAUUGAGUGUGAUUGCACUGUGUAGUACUUACUAUAUGUUCAAGUGCUGAAGGGUUAGGUUGGCUAACACAAAGGAAAAGCUGGAUGCUGAUGAGGCGUAGCCUCUUCUAUCUCUAUGUGGGCGGCUCACAGAGAGGAAUUGAGGUGUGAAUGAUGUCUGUAGUAUACAUGGUUGCAAAUGCAUAUGAUUUAUGUAGCCUACUCUGCAUUUCUGGCCAUUUGUUAUAUUUGUAUGUGUAAAGAUAUGGCUCACGUCAGUGAGGAUGGAGACAAAGAGCAAGAAUUGAGGGUGAUAGCAAUAACCAAGGUAAAGAGGGAGCAAGAAGAGAAACGAUGGACAGAACCAAAAUGAAAAUAGAAUAGGGGGCGAGAAAGAGAUGGGAAAAAAGAGUGGAAGGAUAAAAUGGCAGAGAGAAGUAUAUUUCUCUCCUGUUUUUCUGUUCCAUAUUUUUCUGCUCCUCCUUUCUCUCCCUCCCCCUCUUUCUCUGAGAGCAGCUAUAGUGAUGGAAUGCAUUCUCUUGACAGUCUGAUAAGCGCAGCUGCUGCUACAGCAGACUUUGGUGAAAUAGCUUCACAUGUGCAGCCUGUGUCUGGUCUGUGCAGCCGUGUACUCUAUGUAUACCCCCCGAGAAGCCACUGCACCCUUCUCAUUAACUAAACAUGACUCUUUAAGAGGAUUAUUAGCCCACUUUCUGGACAGGAUGUCGGAAGCCAUCUGCAGAGGGAGAAAAAAUCCAUUACAUGAAUUGCAUUGCGCUAUGGGAAGAGGAAAAAGGGAAUGAUGCAUAUGUAUAAAAAGGAAGAAAUGAGUGGGACUGAGAGAAGAGGACAGCAGGGAUGCUGGAAAGAAACAGGCGGCGGGGAAGGAUCUACUGAUGGAGAGGGGAAGACCUGUGAGGUUGAGUGAUCACUCCUCCUGGAUCCCCCCCUGUGUCUGAGGGCUGACUUGGUACAGUCCUCCAACAAUAAAACAGCCUACAGUAACCAUUCAUGUGGUACAUAUCUGGGUUCACACCGGUGGCCCACAUUGGGUGAGGAAGGUGCAGCAUCUGCGAUGCCGGGCCCGUCGGAGGGUCCGAAAACGCCCCAGAAUGGCGCCGGCUCAGUUCUUCAGCUGGAGAUACUAGGCAGUGUUUAGUGUCAGGCAUAGGUCUGUCUACGCCUGGCUACCUGCACCUCUUCUCCUCUUCUCUCUCCCUGCCUGGCAGGCUGAGCCACAGCAUGAGUGAGUAUCACCUCCACACACAGACACACUGCGUUCAUCUGCUCUGUCUGUGUCAAGAUCUGUCUGUCACCUCUUUCUCGCUCCCUGUCACUCUAUCUGUCUGUGACUAUGAAGAUGAUAACGAUGAUUAUGGUGGUGUUCACUUAUAUGAAUGCUUAUUCUCUACACAGGAAGUGGUGGCACAAGGGUGGGGUUACACCUCCCCUACUCCACUCAUUGUCUCAGAGUAAAUGAAGAUGAGCUGCAGGUUUUUAGCUACUGACCCGUCACACUUAGUUUUUUUAUCUCUGUGGAACUGCUGAGCAGCAUUACACUAAGGGAAACUGUUGAAACAUAGAAUUAAACAAAUCCAGAUGACAGAGAAUAUAUUUUAAGAUGUUAUAAAAUGCUUUCUGUGUGUGGUGGUGUAACCAUGUACAGACAGUAAAAUCACUAUCAUUUGUGAAUAAAAACAUUGAUCAUUUCUGAACCCGUAGAUCGCUUUAGACUGCUCGUUUGACCGAGCCCUGGGAAAUAUUGUAUGUGCGCAUGUAUGUGACACGUAUCAGCACCGUGUUAUGGAGCAUGUGUAACAUGUACAUUUGUUCUAUGCUGUACCUUUAUUUUCUCUAGUUCUACUUUAGUAAACAAUAGUGAAUGUUUUCUGUUCUUGCAAAACCGUAAGCAGUAUACGCAAUACAAAUUGUGAGGGACAAUGCAAUUAUGUAGAAGGUUCUAGAGUCAGACUCGCUGGCUAUAUUGGUUUACAUACUGCAUAUGUGUAUUUUGCUGGAUAUAUGCCAUGAAUGUAAGAUCCAUUUGAGUUUAGAGCUUCUUUGUACAUUACUCAGUGAGUUUACAGCUUAUUUUGUUGCCUAAAUAUGAAAUGAUAGACUACAGUGUGUGAUUUCAAUUAAGGUUUAUUUGGAAAUGCAUUAAUCGCUGAAAAUGCGGUUAUGUUCCCCCUCCCUUUUGGACCCUUCACUUUCUGGGAACCAUAGAAUGAAACGCAUAGCUACAUCUCUAGGAAAUGUAUACAUUUAUUCCGAUUUCUGUGUGUGGAGACAUGACCUGAGCUCUCCUAGUAUAUAAAUAGCUCCAUUGUCAGCUCCUAGGGUGCAAACUGGGUAGAACCUGUUUCAUUUGGAGAGCAGAAUCUCCUGAGGGGGGCGCUCCUCUCUCUCUCUGCUACAGAUGACCGGAGGAUGGGAGGACCGAGCACAAUGACUGAGCAAGAAAUGUAAUUGGCAAGAUACAGCAGGAAAUCUUCCUUUUGAUUUAUCUAUUGAAUAGAGGAUAGAUUACUUGUGAUACUGAAAAGCCUCAGCCUCCCCCUCCUUUAGCUCUCUCCGCACUGUUCAUUUACACUUGUCAUUUGACGAUCGGCUGCUGAAGAAGUAACAAGUCAAUGAUGAUUUCUAGCUGUCAGUCAAGACGCGGAUGGCUGCCACUCUGAUGUAUGGUCUGGUGAUGCGAUGGAGUGGACAGACAGGGGCGAGGGUUUGAGCCUGUGGUGAGGGGGAGGGCUGUGGUGCUGAAGCAGCUGUGAGGGGGAAGGGGAAUGCUGCUCCGUUCGUCCUGGAGAUGACGGGCGCGAAGACCGAGACGGUCUCCAGGAAAAGGCCCAUUAUCUGAAAGAAUGCAUAGGCUGCUAUAUUAUUAUUAUUAUUGUUAUUAUUAUAUUGACACCUGGAAAAGGACCGAAUAGGCUUAGUUUUGCUCGUUCUUAUUAUUUUUUUUAGUUUCUGAAUGUUCACAUAUUAUAGUAUCUUCUAAUGUUAUACGAGGAAGUGUACAUGUGUGCCUGCAGGCCUUAAAGCCACAUGCCAUCUUUUAAAAACAUCACUAUGUCUAAUAAAUAACUUUUUUUUUUCUUCAUGGAAAUAACUUCAAAUAUAUAUUUGAUCAUUUAUUUCCAUGAGCCUCCUUUUGCCAUUGAAAUGCUCAGUCUGAUCGUGUGGGCGUGUUGAUACAAAUGUAAAUAUAUUUACAUACACAGCCCUGAUUGGCGGAUAGUAUCGUCUAGACUCUAGAGCCUACCCUGCUUACCCCUUCAAAGUAGUAGGAUACAUAUGCAAAUGAAAGAUUACUGGUCAUUGGUCAGACUAAUCAGAUUGUGAUGUCAUGCUUUGGGCCAAAAACUCUAUUCCACUUGAACAGGCAGAAAUUCCAUGUGUUUUUUAUUUAUUCAAAAAGCUCUAAAAGGGCAUUAUCAGUUCCACAAUUUCAGUGUUAUUUCGACCUCCUAGUGUGGAAAUAAAAUAACCAAUUUUAAAAGGAAAAUCACUCUCUAAAACGCAUGAGAUUGUCUCUUAUGUAACAGACUCUUAUGGAAUAUGGAAAGCAACUAUAGGCUAAAUGAUCAGAUUUCUAGGGCAAGUUAAUGUCCUCACAUUGUGGAAGGGUGUGGCCGGUGUUUAGCCUAGAUGAUGUUAAACCAGUGUCCAGUAUCACAGAGGAUGGGCUUAGUGAGAGUGACAUCCAUUGUGAUGACUGUCAGUGUCUUAUCAGGGUAUCUGUGUCAUAUUGGCAGGCUGGUGGCCACUAUGCGUCAAAGUCAUGGGCUUGGCUUUGGUUACUCAUGAUCCACGAUGGCUCUAUGGGCGAUUUCAACACCACCAUUUGGCAUACAGUAAGCUAGCUCUUAUUCUUGCCCAUAGCCAACCCCACCCUGAUUUAGAUACAUUGACCCCUCAACCACCACCCUCUUUUACAUCUUUGCUGUAUGUAUGUGUGUGUGAGUUUCAUUCCCGCUGCCCCUCUGGCUGCCUGGUGCAAGCGUACAGCUCUACUCUGAGGACGGUUCUGCCUGUUCUUGGUACAAAAUGUUUUCUCUUUCUCUUCGGGCAUCGGAAGGAGCAGAGUUUCUCUGUGCGUUCCAAAGUGUACAUUAAUUAGCUUACCCUGUAAGGGAUGAGCACAGUCUACAGUGUGCAUAUUUGCUCAUUAACCUCAUGCUGUUAACUUGAGAAAACAAGAGGUCCAUUUUAGGUAUUGUAACUAUAAUAGUACUGGCAUUUUGGGGGGUACUGAAUGGUAAGCUUGCUAUAUCACCAUUUUGACAGCAGACGGACAUUGUACAUUUUUAGUCUCUUCAAGAUGCAUCCAACCAUCUCUUGUAUAUGAUGUUAGCCAGUUGAAUGUAGAUGCUGAUGAAUUUCAGCCCACUGUGGAGUUUGUUCCCUAAUGUAGGAAAUUGAAGAUGGGAUGAUAUGAGGACAAAGGGCCAGGUGCUGUGUGUCUAAUCGGCUGGUGCUCAUCAGUCAGGCUUUGUUGAAUUAACUGUAAAAUUAUUUGAUGGGCUCUGGGUUUUUGCUCUGAAGUGUGGGGGAUGGGUUGGAGCUGUAUAGAAUGAGCAUGAAAAUGUCCUAAUGCUUGAGAAGAUAUGUAACAGGAGUUAUUUUUGAGUGAUUAGAAUGUCAGGUCAGGAGGAGGCUUCUACUGCUACGCCCUGAUUGUUGGCAUCUCCCAUUUUUAGCACAGCGAUAAUGAUAGUUCUUCCUUGGUAGCCCUUGCAGCUACCGUCUUGCAGGAGCCCUGUAUGUGUGUGGUCAAGUGGAAAGUAGGUUACAGUCAGUCUAACCUCCAGCCAUUUCUCUCCUUCCAGGGCUUUCUGAAGAAUGAGAGGGACAAUGCGCUGCUCUCUGCCAUCGAGGAGUCGCGUCGCAGGGUAGGUGGCACUCUCUCCUCUGACUAGUUGCUAUGACCACACCCUCUUUGCACCCCAUGUCCACAUCUAAUAAUCCCAUUUGUUUUACUUUUCUUUUCUUUUUUUUUACAUACCUGGUGCAUAGAUGGGACAGAUAUGUUUCGGUCAUAGAUUGUAUCGCCUAAGUUUUCUCUCCAUGACAGCUUGGCAUACCUAAUUUUCAAAUAAUACGUACGCUACAGUUUCAAUCAGUCUCACACUUUUGAAUAAAAAUAAUAAACCCAUACCCUCAGUUGCCAAUCAUGACUUGCUCACCUUGUUCUGAUAUAAACCCGUAACCUAUUAUCUUUUUUAAAAUGGUUUCCUCUGCAUGAGUUCAGAGCAGGUUUAAUUAGGAACCGUUCCAAUUAUCAUCCGCUGUCCCUGUGGGAUUGAGAGAGACAAGAAAUAGACAAGGUCUCUGGAUUCUAAUCGGUUCUUGACUAAAUCUGGACCAGCCAUGAAUGCAGACCCAUUUAGCGUCACAAUCCCAUCCCUCCACACACCCUGGCAUCACAGGGCGUGACCCAGUUUGAAGAGCCGCCCCAAGUCCCAGAUCUCACUUUUACUGUGUGGGGCCCCAGGAUACCUGCAUGGGUGACUGUGGUGAUUGGAGGUGUUUAUUGUGCACAUAUAUCUCCCAUGACGAGAGGUUUUGCGGUGUUAGCUAUUUUUAACAAAUCACAUGAUCUCUAACCCAUUUAUGCAGCCUAGCUUGGUUCUCUCAAAUUCUUUCAAAUUGGUCUGUCCAAAUUACAUUUGUUCUCUUUCUCUCUCUUUCGUACUUACAUGUUCUUGUUCUCUGUCAGACGUUCCUCCUGGCAGAGGAGUAUCACCGUGAGUCCAUGCUGGUUCAGUGGGAGCAGGUGAAGCAGAGAGUACUGCACACCUUGCUGGGAGCAGGGGAGGAUGCUCUGGACUUCAGCCAAGACGUAGAGGUCAGUGUCUUUCCAUCUGAUGUCUAUCUUUGUCCUAUACACCCUAUGAACUCCAGUACAUAAAGCACACAUCCAGAUAUAAUUGAUAUACUUAAUAUAUGACUUGCACACAUUUAGAAAAUACACUCAUCAAAAACUGGUACUAGCCCACAUGGAUGUUGUGGAAUUCAAUAACCACCUCCCAUUUGCGAGAAUUUACACACAAAAAAAGAUAUGGCAAGCACUCCUGUUUUUAAUCAUGGAUAAAGAAAAGCCACAUUCAGCUUUGGUUUUCCACCAUGUUAUCGGUCUUUACCAAAGCAAGCUUGGUUUUAUGCAGACAGCUUUGUUUAGAUUACCUUCAGGGCUCCAUCUACUGUAUUAAGCACAGUAGCUACAGUACAUUGCUUUCCUAAACUGUAGCUCUUGCACAUUCUCCUGUGGAGUGUGUGUUGGAGUUGACACUUUGAUUUUUGAGGGAUUUUGUCCUUCUCUGUGCUUAUUGCAUUAAUAUCCAACAGUUGAAUUGUCCAUGUCUGACCUGCUGUUCACUCCCUAUGUCAGAAACACACCCUCUACAGUGUUCAGUUCUUGCUCAUAUGCUCUCUUCUCUUAUAAUGCAAUGUGUCAUACAGCAUUUAUACUGCCUUAUACCAUGGCAUUGUUGAAUACUUGUUUCUGAUUGGCUUGAAGGGCAUUCUAGAGCGUGCAUUAUUUCCCUAUAACGCACAGUAUAUUUGCACGGUAGAAUUCAAUGGCUAUAGUUAAUUAUUACAUGUUCUAUGUUUUGAGCUGCUUUUGAAAGCAAAAGUCAAAUUAAAAACAUUGACAUUGUUGAAUUAGAUUUGCAUAAUGGCAAGCUAGGACUGAUGGUUUGGUUAGCUAAACUAGCAAGUCUGUUUGGUUACCACGGCAACUACUGUAGCUAUCUAGUAAACUUGUUAGCUACUUCAGUGGAUGUUGAACACAUUUAUACUGGCAAAUGAACACAUUUCUAGGGCAAAUGUGUUCAAUUAUAGCCAUGGUAUAAAAGGGAUAAUCAACUCGGGGUUCUAAGCAUUCUCUGGAAAAUAAUGCAACUCCGUGGACGAUCAGUUCCACUCCACUAGCGUGUCGUGGAACACACCUUCCACGUCGUUCAUGAUUUUCCAUAGAACGCAUAGCCCCUCGUUGAUUAUCCCUUACCUAUACAACCCUCUACAUUUAAUAUACAUUGUAUGGGUGUGUCCCUUUUGUUCUGAAGAAUGCAAGGUCGAUCUGGAUAAAUGUUUGUGCGUGUCCGUGCUCGCGUUUUAGAAUGUGUGUGCAUUCAAGCGUGAGCUUUGUUUACAAUGGCUUUCACGCUACAUUGGUCAUGGCUUUACAAUUAUGAGCAACCAAGCAAACACUCUUACUCACUCCUCUUAGGUUUUCCUUUACCUUUUUCUAUUUAGUCAGUGAAAUCACUUCUGUAUUUUUACGUUCACAUACAGUUGAAGUCGGAAGUUUACAUACACUUAGGUUGGAGUCAUUAAAACUCAUUUUUCAACCACUCCACAAAUUUCUUGUUAACAAACUAUCGUUUUGGCAAGUCGGUUAGGACAUCUACUUUGCAUGACACAAGUAAUUUUUCCAACAAUUGUUUACAGACAAAUUAUUUAACUUAUAAUUUUACUGUAUCACAAUUCCAGUGGGUCAGAAGUUUACAUACACUAAGUUGACUGUGCCUUUUAAACGGCUUGGAAAAUGAUGUCAUGGCUUUAGAAGCUUCUGAUAGGCUAAUUGACAUCAUUUGAGUCAAUUGGAGGUGUACCUGUGGAUGUAUUUCAAGGCCUACCUUCAAACUCAUGGGAAAAUCAAAAGAAAUCAGCCAAGACCUCAGAAAAAAAAUUGUAGACCUCCACAAGUCUGGUUCAUCCUUGGGAGCAAUUUCCAAACGCCUGAAGGUACCACGUUCAUCUGUACAAACAAUAGCACGCAAGCGUAAACACCAUGGGACCACGCAGCCGUCAUACCGCUCAGGAAGGAGACGUGUUUUGUCUCCUAGAGAUGAACGUACUUUGGGGGCGAAAAGUGCAAAUCAAUCCCAGAACAACAGCAAAGGACCUUGUGAAGAUGCUGGAGGAAACAGGUACAAAAGUAUCUAUAUCCACAGUAAAACGAGUCCUAUAUCGACAUAACCUGAAAGGCCGCUCAGCAAGGAAGAAGCCACUGCUCAAAAACCGCCAUAAAAAAGCCAGACUACGGUUUGCAACUGCACAUAGGGACAAAGAUCGUACUUUUUGGAGAAAUGUCCUCUGGUCUGAUGAAACAAAAUUAGAACAGUUUGGCCAUAAUGACCAUCGUUAUGUUUGGAGGAAAAAGGGGGUGGCUUGCAAGCCGAAGAACACCAUCCCAACCGUGAAGCACGGGGGUGGCAGCAUCAUGCUGUGGGGGUGCUUUGCUGCAGGAGGGACUGGUGGCAUCAUGAGGAAGGAAAAUUAUGUGGAUAUAUUGAAGCAAAUUUGUGGCAAAAUGGCUUAAGGACAACACAGUCAAGGUAUUGAAGUGGCCAUCACAAAGCCCUGACCUCAAUCCUAUAGAAAAUGUGUGGGCAGAACUGAAAAAGCGUGUGCGAGCAAGGAGGCCUACAAACCUGACUCAGUUACACCAGCUCUGUCAGGAGGAAUGGGCCAAAAUCCACCCAACUUAUUGUGGGAAGCUUGUGGAAGGCUACCCAAAACGUUUGACCCAAGUUAAACAAUUUAAAGGCAAUUCUACCAAAUACUAAUUGAGUGUAUGUAAACUUCUGACCCACUGGGAAUGUGAUGAAAGAAAUAAAAGCUGAAAUAAAUCAUUCUCUCUACUACUAUUCUGACAUUUCACAUUCUUAAAAUAAAGUGGUGAUCCUAACUGACCUAAGACAGGGAAUUCUUACUGGGAUUAAAUGUCAGGAAUUGUGAAAAACAGAGUUUAAAUGUAUUUGGCUAAGGUGUAUGUAAACAUCCGACUUCAACUGUACAUACAGUAGUCAUGAUUAGUCUCCCUGUGUUUUUGUGUUGCAGCCCAGCAUUGUGAGUGACGCAGGAGUUCCUGGACGGAGUGCUCUUGACAGCGUGGAGGUGGCCUAUGGACGACAGGUCAGUAAUUUGGCCUGACACUGAUUGCACUGCAAUACCACUUAGAACGAUUAGCCUGAGAUAUCUACAGUACAUGGCCCAAAAGGGAAAUGCAGUCCUCAAUAAGUCUAAUUUCAAAUGUUCAAAGAUGUGAAUAACUCGUCUCCCGAGUGGCGCAGUGGUCUAAGGCACUGCAUCGCAGUGCUAGCUGUGCCGCUAGAGAUCCUGGUUCGAAUCCACCGGGAGAACCAUGGGGCGGCGCACAAUUGGCCCAGCGUCGUCCAGGGUAGGGGAGGGAAUGGCCGGCAGGGAUGUAGCUCAGUUGGUAGAGCAUGGCGUUUGCAAUGCCAGGGUUUUGGGUUCGAUUCCCACAGGGGGCCAGUAUGAUUUUAUUUUUUAAAUAAUAUAUUCACUAACUGUAAGUCGCUCUGGAUAAGAGCGUCUGCUAAAUGACGUAAAUGUAAUCACCAAACCCAUCCUCUCUUGUGUAUUUUACACUUUUCCCUAUGUUAUGAUUUUAGACUUUAAUAGGCUGUAAUAUAUCCAGUCAGCCUGGGGCUAAGUGCCCUGGAACCUCAUGAGCUGAAUGGAAGCACAGCCUCAGUCAGGAUGCAGCUGCACUGUAGUCCACUUCACUUCAUAGUAAUGGGGUCAUGCUAAGCAAGGCAGCAAUAGAUCAGAGAAAUUGAUUAGCUGGAAGAGCCAGGGCAUGCUGGGUAAUUUCUCUGUCCCACUGCACAGGGGUAGGACAGCCUGUCUGUUUCGUCCUCUCCAGUCUGUACACACUGGGUGAAAGAGGAAAGUCUACUGGUAAAAGAGGACGUAAUGUGUCGCCACAUCGCCUGCGGGGUCAUCUUCCUGGUCUUUGUGAUCUUCUUUGAUGGCCUGAAUGUUUUCGUCCUUUUUGUUCUAUUUCUCAUCAUCCAUCACUUCACCGUGGUGACUGGACUGUGGUGACUAGGAUCAGGGCUGGGCCCUACUGGCAUUGAUGCUGAAACGGUCGCUAUUCAGUCUGUCAGCACUGGCACUCUCCUCUGCUCCAUCAGUGUUUUCUCUGCUUUUAUUGUGCCUCAGAUCUACGUUUUUAAUGAGAAGAUAGUGAAUGGACAUGUCCAGCCCAACCUGGGAGACCUCUGUGCCUCAGUGGCAGACAGCCUGGAUGACAAGGUAAGCCCCAGCUGAUCAACAUCUCCAUUCCACAUUAUUUUCCCCCAUCUGCAUAUGCUAGUUGGUUCUUCUUCCACUUCAAUGGCUAAUUCUGGCAUUUUUAUGGAUGUAUUUGUCUCUCCAGAAUGUGUCAGACAUGUGGUUAAUGGUGAAGCAGAUGACAGACGUGCUGCUGGUCCCAGCCAAAGACACGCUGAAGAGCCGCACAGCCGUGGACAUGCAGAUGGCGUUUGUUACGCAGGCCCUGCAGUUCCUGCAGAACAGGUCAGAGGAGGAGAGAACCAUCAAAUUAGAAUGAGAACACUCCCUUAAUGUAUUAUAAAACUACACUUGUGUAGUUACCCCCCCACUAACGUUUCUCUUUGUGUUUCCACUACGGCAGCUACAAGAACUACACCAUGGUGACGGUGUUUGGGAACCUUCACCAGGCCCAGCUGGGAGGAGUCCCUGGCACCUAUCAGCUGGUGCGCAGCUUCCUCAACAUCAAACUGCCAGGGCCUCUGCCAGGCAUGCAGGUACUGUACUGCCCCCACACUGCAGCACAUUCUGCUAGAGACAACAUCAGCGCUGUGCACAGCCUUACAUAGCGCUGUAUUAUUCAAGAUGGUGUUUUUACUAAGUAUAGUGUAGAUACGUGCAGCUAAACUCAGCUGUGUGUGUGUGUUAUAACAGGAUGGCGAGGUGGAGGGUCACCCAGUCUGGGCUCUGAUCUACUAUUGCCUGCGCUGUGGGGACCUGGGGGCUGCCAUGCAGGUGGUGAACCGGGCUCAGCACCAGCUGGGAGACUUCAAGACCUGGUUCCAGGAGUACAUGAACAGCCCUGACAGACGGUAGGAACCUCACAAAUACUGUGUACCUCCACUAUGUGUCGCAACUGGUCUAGGCUCUCCGUUUCACUUUCUCCUGCAAUUUGAAGUGCUGUAACACAAUGGCCCAGAACAGCAAAGCACCAGUGUGAUUUCUUUUCUCAUAUGAAUAGAAUCUAAUCUGUUUAGUACUCCUCCUCUCUCCAUCUCUUUGUCUCUCCGUCUUAUGCUCUGUCUGACCUGUGCUGUGUCCUCUCCUCAGCCUGGCCCCCGCCACAGAGAACAAGCUGCGUCUCCACUACCGCAGAGUGCUGAGGAACUGCGCUGACCCCUACAAGAGGGCCGUCUACUGCCUCAUCGGGAAGUGUGACAUCGCAGACAACCAUGGAGAGGUGGCCGACAAGACCGAGGACUACCUGUGGCUUAAGGUGCUUGUCUGAUUACCAGUCUAUAGCAAGCAUGUUAAUAUUACCAGUGUACAUGAUACAUAGUGCCUUAAACACAGCAAUACUCCAUUUACAUUUUAGUCAUUUAGCAGACACUCUUAUCUAGAGCGACUUACAGGAGUAAUUGGAGUUAAAUACCUUGCUCAAGGGCACCUCGGCAGAUUUGUCACCUAGUUGGCUCUGGAAUUCGAACCAGCGACCUUUCGGUUACUGGCCCAACGCUCUUUACCGCUGCGCUACCUGCCGCCCAGUUGGGGAGGAUCUGGUAAAAUAGGUUUGCCUGUUGUCAAUACUCCCUGAACAUUAAUGUAGACCUGUUCUUUCCACCCUGCCCACAGCUCAACCAGGUGUGCUUUGAUGACGACGGCAGCAGUGCUCCUCAGGACAGACUGACAUUGGCCCAGCUACAGAAACAGCUUCUAGAGGACUACGGUGAGUUCAGAACACUGCAGGAUACAUGACAGCCAGACUACUGAAGUGAAAAUAGACCUGAAUACUAAUUCUGUCAUAAGAGAGAAUACUGCCUAGGACUGGAGGACUCUAUUAGGGUUGGGCAGUAUCCAGAUUUUAAUAUUUUCAUACCGUUCCUGUACCAUACCGGGGUAUACAGUAUUACCGGCAGUGUACACAAGGAGCACUAUUUCUUUCCAAACGUUAAAACAUUAAUGUUAUUAAUUUUGACGCACAUAACAAAUUAGGAAGAAGGGAUCUUGAUCCAGGAGGGGAUUGAUUGUCUCUGCUGUAACCAAGAAGCUUGAUCUUGCAAGCUAGCCUCUUAGCUAGCAAGUUAGCAAACCAUAGCUGGAGCCCUGAGCUGGAGAUACUUUAUUUGGCAUAUCUUAGAUAGUUAUAAGCAGGGGCGUAGCGGUAUUGAUAAUGAUAUUGUCGGUAUUUCAAAAUACCCCGAUAUACGGUAUACCGCCCAAGCCUAGACUAUUAAAGUAAAGUUGUGUAAUGGCACCACUUCUCAGUCCCCCCUGGGAUCUGCUCUGCUCAGAUAAAGAAGUGCUUCAUUGUUCACUCUUAAAGCUUAAACUUUUCUUUAGUUUUAUCACACAGAGGGAGGCAAAGCUCUCCUACCUGGAGGAUGAGUCAUGGCUUGUUAUCGCUCUCAUUUUAACACAGUGCAUUAAAAGGUGACUGUGACUCAUAGAUAAGCCUGCUGCCUUUCAAAAUGGCUGAUGUAUUCAUGUUCUCUUCCUACACAGUUGAACAUGAACUUCACUGAGAGGGAUUAAUGCAAGUUGAUGUGAUGACUAAGUAGUGGAAUGGUUUGUUUGUAAAUGUUUUGAAUAUUUGUAAUACUGAGCAACUACAGGUAACUACCAAAAUAAAGGAAACCCCAACAUAGUGUGUUAAGAGGGCGUUGGGCCACCACAAGCCAGAAUGGCUUCAAUGCACCUUGGUAUAGACUCUACCAGUGUCUGGAACUUUGUUGGAGGGAUGCAACACCAUUCUUCCACGAGAAAUUCCAUAAUUUGGUGUUUUGUUGAUGGUGGUGGAAAACGCUGUCUCAGGCACCGCUCCAGAAUCUCCCAUAAGUGUUCUAUUGGGUUGAGAUCUGGUGACUGAGACGGCCAUGGCAUAUGAUUUACAUCUUUUUCAUUCUCAUCAAACCAUUCAUUGACCACUCGUGCCCUGUGGAUGGGGGCAUAGCCCAUGGUAGCCAAAAUAAUGGCCUGCCCAGCAUUUUCUUACGUGACCCUAAGCAUGAUGGGAUGUUAAUUGCUUAAUUAACUCAGGAACCACACCAGUGUGGAAGCACCUGCUUUCAAUAUACUUUUUAUCCCUCAUUUACUAAAGUGUUUAAAUUUUUUUGGCAGUAUAUUGCUGACUGUAUUUAUCUAUAUUGAAUUAGCAUGUUCUAUAUUCCAUUUUCCAUGUUGUGAAUGUGAUCCUAAUAAUUUAGAGUUUAUUUCUGUUCCUUUCCUAUCUAUAGGAGAGUCCCACUUCUCGGCCAGCCAGCAGCCGUUUCUGUACUUCCAGGUGCUGUUCCUCACAGCCCAGUUUGAGGCUGCUGUGGCCUUCCUGUUCCGGGUGGAGCGUCUACGUAGUCAUGCUGUUCACGUGGCUCUGGUUCUCUACGAACUGCGGCUGCUACUCAAGUCAUCAGGACAGAGCGCACAACUGUGUAAGUCCUGUCAGGAUACCUACCUGUCUGACUUUCUCUACGUUGGCAAUCAGUAAUGUUCUACAAAGGAUGUUUUAGUUCACAGAUAUUGGAAGGCGACUUGACUUACUGUUGCAUGAAGUAUGUGGUCUUGUCUGUGUCUUGUUCAUUAGGGAUGCAAAGCUUGAUUCCUUUUUAAGAAGGGACUUCAUUUCUAGGUAAACAUUAUUGUAGUUUUGAAGCUGAUACUUAUAAUUGAAUGUUUUCUACUUUUCAGUGAGUCAGGAGGCUGGGGACCCGCCUAUGGUGCGACGGCUUAACUUCAUCCGUCUCCUCAUGCUCUACACGCGCAAGUUUGAGUCCACAGACCCCCGGGAGGCUCUACAGUACUUCUACUUCCUACGGUACGUUACGCUACGUUACGACCCUCCUCCUAACAGAUGCUGCUCUCAGGUGGGGGGACCUCUUCUCUCAUCCUCUCCACCACUCCACUGAGUGUCAAUAGGACUUGGAGGCAUGGCGGUAGACUUCCUACGGUACGUUACGCUUAGUGAUGUGGGGGGGGGGUCACCAAGAAAUUGAUACAGUCACAUAUCACGAGAUUAUUUUGGUAUUUGUCUCCCAAGUAUCUAUUUGAUUAUGUAUUUAUUUAUUGCUACUGUAGGUAGCUUUAGCUAGCGGUAGUCGGCUGUACCCGCGCCAAAACUCCAGUCUUUUUCAUCCUAUAGAUUGUUCUCCGUCUUCUUUUUAAAUAGUGAGCCAAAAUGUUUUCAGCACUUUAUUUCCAUGACUGAUCAAAACUCGUUUUCUCAUGCGCUCUCGUCUUGCAGACAUAUGGUUAGCAAUAUGUUUGGAACCUCAAAUCGCAAUAAAAUCACAAUGUCUAAUCGCAAUAUAUAUGAAUAACCCAGUGGGCCAUGAAUGCAGUUCACCAUUAAUAAUAAAGAUGCUUUCACACAUGCCAUUGGUUGAUUUACUCUUUCUAUUCAGGUUAAUUUUGAUUAGAGCCUUCGGACCUCUAUCAUUAUUUAAAAGAUGUAAUGUGUAUGUAAUCAAAUAUCUGAAUCUCUAUCCUUUCUUCCUUUUGGACACAGGAAUGAAAAAAACAGCCAAGGAGAGAACAUGUUCAUGUGCUGUGUUAGCGAGCUGGUGAUUGAGAGUCGAGAGUUUGACAUGCUUCUAGGAAGACUGGAAAAAGAUGGCAGCAGAAAGGUAAUGGUCACACCUUUAUUUUCAGUUUGGUUCACUUCCAUUCAUUAUUAUUUAACUCAGUUAUUAAUGAUCCCUUUUGUGAAAGCAUUCAUGGUGAUGCUGAUUUUUCCAUUGUGAUCGUGGCACCCCAGAUCAUUUGUAUUCAGGCCGUUCAAAGAGCUGAUUGUGCCUUGUGCUUCUCCCCCAGCCUGGAGUGAUUGAUAAAUUUGCCGGAGACACUCGAGCCAUUAUCACAAAAGUGGCUCUGGAGGCUGAGAACAAGGGCCUGUUUGAGGAAGCUAUCAGACUGUAUGAGCUGUCCAAGGUGAGCAGGGCUCUGGGAAAGGCUGCGGUCAAGCUGUGCCAGUGGGUUUACUCUAGGUGAAGGUACAGGCCGGGUAGAGGAAGAUUAGAAAAUAAUGAAAUGUCACCUCACAUUCCUCUAUUUUUCUCCUCUGAUCUUUAGAAUCCAGACAAGGUCUUAGAGCUGAUGAACAGGCUGCUGAGUCCUGUUAUCGCCCAUGUCAGCGCUGCCCAGUCCAACAAGGAGAGACUGAAGAACACUGCUGUUGCCAUCGCUGAGCGGUAACGUCCUCACCACCUAUUCUCACUAACAUACUUACUGUGCAUCAUUUACGAUCUGCAUUGCCACUGAAAUGAGAUAAUGUUUGAAGGUUGCAUCAUAUAGGCUUACUAAAAGAGUGGACCUCGUCAAAAGUGGACCAUUUAGUUCUAACUUUAGUGUGUGGUCUUGUUUACUGACUCAGGUACCGGACCCAGGGUGUUGCUGGAGAGAAGUCUGUGGACAGCACUUUCUACCUGCUGCUGGACCUCAUGACCUUCUUUGAUGAGUACCAUGCUGGAAACAUAGACCGGGCCUACGAUGUAAGUCUUAACACCCAGGGCUUCCUGCCUGAUGGCUUACAAUGCUGUUUAUUCAGAUGGCAUUGAAGUGUUAUGAUGGCCUCCUCUCCUCUUAGAUGUUAAGUCCCCUAUUUGGGGACUGGACCGGUUCCGACUGACAUUUUGGUGUACAAAGCUCUCUGUGAACAUCAUAGGGUCCCGUGUCUUACAAUGCCAGAAACCCAUCAGGUUGCAAGACCAUACAUUUGCAUAGGGAGUGACGUGUCACAUUUUCUGGCCUAUCCAGACAAAGGAAUGAUUUCCUGUGUCUGUGAAACUCCCAGUUGUGCUUUGCAAUAGUGCACGUGAAACGGGAUAAACUAGCGGAUGCAACAGUAGUAUAUUCUCAGCCGAUUUAGAGCUCUCAACAUGAAAAUAUAUUAAAUAAUUUAGUGUAAUUGAACUAAGACCACUUUCUCUUGGUCACAGACAGACAAAAUCACUUUGUGCUUAAAGCUGAAGUUGUAACAAGUUUGCACACAUUUGAAUGGUGUCUCUGCGGCUCUUAGUGGACAUUUAGGAGAAAAUUCUGUCUGCAGUUAAAUGAAAUAGUGCUAAUAUUGUACUGUCUGAAAAAGUAUGAUCAUUUAUUUUACAGUUAUAAGAAAUUUAAAAUCUUAUACUAAAUCGUUUAUAAUUGUAUUGUUAAUAUAUUUUAAAAGCAUUUCUGUAAUUUCAAGCCCUAUUGCCCCACUUUUGUUGAAUAGGAGAACAAUUAUAUAUGAUCUUUCAUAUUUUAUUUGAUAAAUGAUUGAUUUUGGCCUUUACUACUAAAGCCCAUAUAAACACAUUGAAUAACACAUUCAUAAAUGGCAAAAAGGAUAGUCAAAAAAUAAAUAAGAAACAAGGUUUUGAAGUGUCAGUCCUAAAUCUAGGAGAUAUUGAAAAAAAACUCAGGAAAUAUAUAUAUUACAUUUUUUACACAUAUUUAACCCCUUUUUUGGGGUUAGCACAAAACUACCUUCAUACUUCCAUUUGUUUUUUAAAACCGGUACCGGUUACCUUCAGACGAGUCACGUGACACUUGUUGGGGUUUUAGAGCAAAAUGGAGAAUGCCAUCGUGAGACUCUCAUUUCCAUAAUAGUUUGUAGGUCAAACCGUUCGCUACAGACGUUUUCGUGAGAAGACUGAUUUUCGGGAUGUCUCAUGGUCUGACAAACACCGUUCUAGCUCUGCCACCGUUCACACCUUUCACCACAUAUGCUGAAGUGCGACAGUGGCGGAUGUAAAAAAAAAAUGCAAAAAAAAACAUAUCUCUAGUUUCAACUGACGGAUUUUGAUGGGGAUUUUUUUGUUAUGUAACUUAGAUUGACGCACUGGUGCGUCAAUCGACUCUAGGGGUUAAAGGACAGAUUCACCCAUUUUGAAUGUAAUAUAGUUUUUGUGUGUUUAGAUGCACAGAAACGAUAUAACGUUCAAAAUGGGUGAAUCUUUCCUUUAACUGUCCCUAACUUCUCCCCUCAAACUCUUUGUCUCUCUGUCAGGUGAUGGAGAGACUGAAGCUGGUCCCUCUGAGUCAGGACAGUGUGGAGGAAAGGGUCGCUGCAUUCCGCAAUUUCAGUGAUGAGGUGAGAUGUAUGUACAGUGUGGGAAAAAAUUAUUUGAUCCCCUGCUGAUUUUGUACGUUUGCCCACUGACAAAGAAAUGAUCAGUCUAUAAUUUUAAUGGUAGGUUUAUUUGAACAGUGAGAGACAGAAUAACAACCAAAAAAUCCAGAAAAACGCAUGUCAAAAAUGUUAUAAAUUGAUUUGCAUUUUAAUUAGGGAAAUAAGUAUUUGACCCCCUCUCAAUCAGAAAGAUUUCUGGCUCCCAGGUGUCUUUUAUACAGGUAACGAGCUGAGAUUAGGAGCACACUCUUAAAGGGAGUGCUCCUAAUCUCAUCUUGUUACCUGUAUAAAAGACACCUGUCCACAGAAGCAAUCAAUCAAUCAGAUUCCAAACUCUCCACCAUGGCCAAGACCAAAGAGCUCUCCAAGGAUGUCAGGGACAAGAUUGUAGACCUACACAAGGCUGGAAUGGGCUACAAGACCAUCGCCAAGCAGCUUGGUGAGAAGGUGACAACAGUUGGUGCGAUUAUUCGCAAAUGGAAGAAACACAAAAGAACUGUCAAUCUCCCUCGGCAGGGGAUCAAAUACUUUUCUCCCUCACUGCACACUACCAGUCAAAAGUUUGGACACACCUACUCAUUCAAGGGUUUUUCUUUAUUUUGACUAAAACUAUGAAAUAACAUAUAUGGAAUCAUGUAGUCCAAAAAAGUGUUAAACAAAUCAAAAUAUAUUUUAUAUUUGAGAUUCUUCAAAUAGCCAUCCUAUGGCUUGAUGACAGAUUUGCACACUCUUGGCAUUCUCUCAACCAGCUUCAUGAGGUAUUCACCUGAUAAUUUGUGGAAUUUCUUUCUUUCUUAAUGCGUUUCAACCAAUCAGCUGUGUUGUGACAAGGUAGGGAUGGUAUACAGAAGAUAGCCCUAUUUGGUAAAAGACCAAGUCCAUAUAAUGGCAAGAACAGCUCAAAUAAGCAAAGAGAAACGAUAGUCAUUACUUUAAGACAUGAAGGUCAGUCAAUAUGGAACAUUUCAAAAACGUUGAAAGUUUCUUCAAGUGCAGUCGCAAAAACCAUCAAGCGCUAUGAUGAAACUGGCUCUCAUGAGGACCACCACAGGAAUUGAAGACCCAGAGUUACCUCUGCUGCAGAGGAUAAGUUCAUUAGAGUUACCAGCCUCAGAAAUUGCAACCCAAAUAAAUGCUUCAGAGGGUACUGUGUAAUCAGGCCUUCAUGGUCGAAUUGCUGCAAAGAAACCACUACUAAAGGACACCAAUAAGAAUAAGAGACUUGCUUGGGCCAAGAAACACGAGCAAUGGACAUUAGACCGGUGGAAAUUUGUCCUUCGGUCUGGUGUCCAAAUUUGAGAUUUUUGGUUCCAACCGCCGUGUCUUUGUGAGACGCGGGGUGGGUGAACGGAUGAUCUCUGCAUGUGUUGAAAAAGCAUUCCAGGUGAAGCUGGUUGAGAGAAUGCCAAGAGUGUGCAAAGCUGUCGUCAAGGCAAAGGGUGGCUAUUUGAAGAAUCUCAAAAUAUAUUUUGAUUUGUUUAACACUUUUCUUUUUUGGUUACUACAGAUUCCACAUGUGUGUUAUUUCAUAGUUUUGAUGUAUUCACUAUAAUUCUACAAUGUAGAAAAUAGUACAAAUAAAGAAAAAUCCUUUAUUGAGUAGGUGUGUCCAAACUUUUGACUGGUACUGUGUGUAUAUAUACUGUAAUUAUACUCCGUAUGCAGCACUACACUUCCAAAGUGUACAUGUAAUCUCCCCUUGUCCUUUUUUUCCUACUGUCUCUUUCUUAUCUGCAUUCUCAUUUGCAUCUUCUUCCAGGUCAGGCAUAAUCUGUCGGAGGUGCUCCUGGCCACCAUGAAUAUCCUGUUCACGCAGUACAAGCGCCUGAAGGGGGCCACAGCAGGAACCCCUGGUCGACCACAUAGAUCCAUGGAGGACAGAGACUCGGUGAGGAGAUGGUGACUUCUCAGAGCAAUACUGGCCAUGGGAUAAAACUUGAGGAGCUUUAUAAAGACUUCUGGGGGCUGUGCAUUGUGAUGGACUGGGCAGUAAAGACAUGCCUCUGCUCCAUUAUGUGAUAUUUCAUUGAAUAAUGAGUACUGCGCUGUCUUGUUUUUAUCUGUUUUGACACAUGAUUGAUUUCACUGUCAGCUCUAAGAUGUAUUUUCUGUGUGUGUCAACAGCAACUGCGCAGCCAAGCCCGUGCACUGAUCACGUUUGCUGGGAUUAUCCCGUACCGCAUGGCAGGCGACACCAAUGCCCGGCUGGUGCAGAUGGAGGUCCUGAUGAACUGACCCCAAAAUACCUCCAAGCGCCAGCUAUACCCACCCUUCUCAUCAACUGUCAGAUUAUUUUUUGCUUCGUCCCUAUUUUAUGUUUCUUUGUCCUUUUUUGUUGCUCCAUAUUUGUAUUUUUUCAUAAGUUUAAAUAAAAUGUCAGUUAAAUUUAA